Myzus persicae (green peach aphid) is the source of this 3244-nucleotide messenger RNA. It is a transcript of the gene Nup75, whose product is annotated as nuclear pore complex protein Nup85. Gene Ontology annotation, cellular component: nuclear pore outer ring. The record is from RefSeq and is a predicted model, not a curated record. The transcript has 11 exons. Bases 1190 to 3160 code for a protein of 656 amino acids. Gene Ontology annotation, biological process: positive regulation of DNA-templated transcription; protein import into nucleus; mRNA export from nucleus. Gene Ontology annotation, molecular function: structural constituent of nuclear pore. Lineage: Eukaryota; Metazoa; Arthropoda; Insecta; Hemiptera; Aphididae.
GCGGCAGGCAGCAAUGUCUUUCAUAGUUUCAUGUGAUAUUAAUCAUUCAUGAGUAUUGAGUACGCGACAACACAAGUUUUGUCAUUUAAAAUAUAACUACAUACAAACAUAUUUGUUGUUAUUUUAAUUGUAAUCGGCUUUGUUUGUAUUAUCUAAUUGUCACGAAGUGAGGAGCAUUAGAUAAGUUUUUCAAACCACCGUUAAAAAAUCCAAGGUUAGUCCAUGACUCGAAACUUUUACAUUUAACGGGACUUGCUUUUCUAUCAGUACAUUAGGGAAGUGUUAAUCUCAACAGAUGAAAUAUUGGCCAAUUUUUUAACUUACACUAUUAAUUAUGUGUUAAAAAUAUAAUUUAGGGUUAUUAGAUAUUAAACAUUGAAGAAAACGUCAUGGUGGGUAGGAACUAUCGUAAAAAACCCACUUGCGAGCAGUCAUAAAGAUAAUGUUCUUGAUUUCUUACCGUGCACGGACUAAGAUAGAAUUUAGAAAUAUAGAAUGAACAGGAAACGAUUCGUUUCAAGCGAACUACCUGGCGGGUGACAGCUGGGAGCCGGGGGGGAUUGAUCAAUCCACCUUGAUUCUUACCCUAAUAAUGAUCGAAUCACUCUAAUUUUUAAAAGUGUUCUGGUUUGAUACUCACUUAUAAGAUGGAGACGAAAAUGCGUGUGUAACGCCCUCUUAAAAUUUAAAUAAUGUUUAAAAGAGAUCAAAUCUUUUCCAAGUAAAGUAAAAUAUAAAUUAUUAAAUUACAAUGAACAGGAUAAGAAUAUAAGAUAUUAUUAAGUUUAUAAGGUGUCUUGGAAAAAAGAUUAGGAAUUGUUCGAAUAAAAAACCGUUAGCGGGAAAAUAAAUAUCCACGGAAUAUGGAGUAGAAUCAUAUUUAUUGUUUACUCCAUGAUUACAACUUACUGUUAAGCGCACAUAUUUUAUAAGCUGCCGAACUGCCGCGGCACAUACAAUUACUGUAGAGACCCGAGACCGUAAUACCGCACUACCGCCGAAGAAUAAGAUGAUAACGAAUUUCAUAUUUUUAAAUUAGUAUAUUUUAUAUUUUAUUUUUAUUUAUUAUUAUUAAGACUUGAACUCUUGUAUAGUUUUAUAUAUAUUUUGUGGUUUAAACUUUUAUUAUCGAGUUCCAAGACGUUAAGCUAUUAGUUUUUAUUCCUGUGCACCUACAGAAACACUGAAAAUGAGUAAAACAAUAGUUUAUGACACUUUGUCUAUUCCCGAUCCAUCAUUUAUUGAUGAUGAAGUAAGGAUGUUUGGUUCAUGGUUUGGAAUGAGUAAUAUUUGUAUAUUCCCAACCAAAAUGUGUGGACCAUCCGACAAUCAACACCCAUCCGGUGAUGAUAAAACUGAAAGGAACAUUUUACAUAUGAAACAUAAGACAAUGCUAUUUGAUCCUAAAGUAAGACAGCUAGUAAAUGAGUCAAGCGGCGUAUUCCAAGAAUUACAAGCCAAUGUGGAUGACCCAACCAAGUCCACUGAUGCUUUGUACUAUAGUAGAAAAUACAGGGCAAUCUUGUCAACUUGUAUCUUAGCAAUUGACCGAAACAACUUGGACAAAUCAAAUGAGACAUAUAACCAAUACAAAAUGUUGCUGCACAAUCUUCAACUCAUAUGGCAUUUGUGUGAAGUACUUUACCUUGUGACUGUUCCUGGUGAUACUAUUUUGAACAAUCUUUUAGAUUGGAUUAAGAUUCAUUAUGAAAAUGCUGAAAACCAAGCAUCAGUGAUUACAGAGAAUAAAAUUGCUUACUUAACUGAUGAACAUGUAGAAGAGAAAUUUACUUUUUAUUGGGAUACUGUUAUUGAACUAGUAUUACAAGGAAACAUUGACAUGGCCAGAAUGUUAUUGUCCAACCACUCACAAAGUGACACUGAACCAUUUCUUCAUGCAAUAAAAAUAUUUAAAUCUAUGCCUACCUAUAGUGUAUAUGGUGGUCUGCCAAUAGCAGAAUAUACAUCAAGAUUCAAGGGCUGGCAAUCAAGUGCAAAAUCCAAAUUAGAAUGUGGUAUAUUCUUAUCCGAUUCAAAUCUCAACAAUGUUAUGAAGAUUAUCUGUGGAGACCCAGAUUCUACUAGUUUGAUCCGCAAGCACUGUUCCACAUGGUUUCAAUUUCUAGUAGCUCAACUUAUAUAUACAGAUCCAACUGUAAAGAAACAUAGUUUAAGCUUAUAUGCUCAUCGUAGUGUUGCUAAAUAUUAUGAAGAAUCAGAGUAUAAUCAUAUGGAUACACUUGCUUUAGAUUUGUUUGACGGAGAUCUAGAAGGGUUCGUUAAAAAAUUGAAAUCCUAUCCUGAUUCUGGAUGGUCAUCAACUCAUUUGACUAAUUUGUUACAUCUGUGUGAUAAAAUUGAACCAGAGUUUGAUAUGUCCGAAGUAGUAGAAAAUACAAAUCCAAACGAACAGUAUCUCCUUGAUUAUGGAACAUUUCUCAUGACCCAUCACUCAUUGUGGCAAGCUGGUAUCACUUACUUAGAUAACUGCUCGGGUGUGGGUAAAGGACAUCUAUCAAUGUUGUUGUCAAAGUUAGGAAUAAUAUCAGAUUUGAGAUUGUCAAAAAUUUUACAUUAUGCCACGGCCAGGCGCUUACAUAAUGUUGUUUCUAGUGUUUGUAAAGUGAGAGGAAUGCUAAGCCUACAAAAGUCAAGAAUUGGUGAAGCUCUGUGUUGGGCAAUAAGAGGGCAAGACAGCGCUUUUGCCACUUAUUUAGGUGAUCUAUUUUUGAAAGAGUAUGUUAAAAGUGGAUCCUUUGCUUGCCCAGAUAUACUGGAUAAUUUAGGAUCGAUUGUUGUCACUUGUGAUCGUUUUAUGUUCAUUGGAAAGUAUAUACAAUUUCUUAAACUCGCUAUAGGUAAUAAACUCAACGAGGCUGCAUUAUUGUACAUAGAACUUUUAAGAUCUAAUAUUUGUCCAAAAUAUUUUAGACUAACAUUAUUGAUGGACGUUCUAAUGUUCAUUGACAACAGUACUGAGUGUUACUUUAAUAUUGCUGACAUGUCUCUCAUAACAAUGCGCUUGGAUGAUGCCAUUAUGGAAAGUAACGAAGAUGAUGAAUCCACGGAUAAGUUUUUACUAAGCCAAGUGUUUAAUAUUCGUCAAGGUAUUGUUAAGCUUGUGUCUAUUAGUUUAAUAACAAAAAAAAUGAUUGUGUAAAUUUUGUAUUAAGAUUUGUAUGUAAGUAUUUAUUAUGUUUUAAUGAAAAUAUUGAUUUUUUGUUCAUAAAAAUACAUAAGAAAU